Messenger RNA from Conger conger (European conger), 2755 nucleotides. It is a transcript of the gene tmem101, whose product is annotated as transmembrane protein 101. Gene Ontology annotation, biological process: positive regulation of canonical NF-kappaB signal transduction. The transcript has 4 exons. The record is from RefSeq and is a predicted model, not a curated record. Bases 1 to 768 code for a protein of 255 amino acids. NCBI's taxonomy places the organism in Eukaryota, Metazoa, Chordata, Actinopteri, Anguilliformes, Congridae.
AUGGCUGCCCCCAGCAGGAAAGAGGUUUUUCGACUACUCUCUCGAUUCGGAGCGAUUAUUUUGACCCGAUUUGGGUUUUGGAACUGUUUUAGUAUGUUAAUGUUAUUUGCUGAGCGAGCAGAUAUUAAAAGGAAGCCUGACAUCCAGGUUCCCUACCUGUAUAUUGACAUGGCAGCUGCCGUCCUAUGCGCCAGCUUCAUGUCUUUUGGGGUGAAAAGGCGGUGGUUUGCACUGGGAGCUGCUUUGCAGUUGGCCAUCAGCACGUAUGCCUCACACAUUGGAGGGCAUGUGCUUUAUGGAGAUUGGUUGAAGGUGCGAAUGUACUCCAGAGCUAUCGCCAUCAUAGGCGGUUUCCUUGUGCUGGCUAGUGGAGCAGGGGAAGUGUACCGUCAGAAGCCCCGUACAAGGUCUCUGCAGUCCACUGGACAGGUGUUCCUGGGGAUAUACCUCAUCUGUGUGGUGUAUUCCCUCCAGCACAGUCAGGAAGAUAGGAUGGCCUACUUGGACCACAUUCCUGGUGGAGAGCUCACCCUGCAGCUCCUGUUCGUGCUGUACGGAGUGCUGGCGCUCUCCUUCCUCUCGGGCUACUACGUGCGUCUGGCCGCCCAGAUCCUGGCCACCCUGUUGCCGCUGGUGGUGCUCUUCAUAGACGGCAACAUCGGCUACUGGCACCGCAGCCGGCAUGUGGAGUUCUGGAACCAGAUGAAGCUGAUCGGGCAUAACGUGGGGAUCUUUGGGGCGGUGCUCAUCCUGGCCACAGACGGCUGAAGAGCUGUUCCUCGAUGAAGGGCAGCUGUCCGUCAGGAGUUAGAAUGGCAGGCAGGAAAGCAGGGCAUGUAGGGGUAUGCUAUCCAAAAGCCACCAUCCUUUUGGCCCUUAAGACUAACAGGCACUCUGGGGUGGGGUAUGGAAGGUGCGUGAGCUCAUGAGCUCGGACUACACCCUGCUUCUCUCGUAUGCGAAAGAAAAGAAACGGCCUGCUUUUUAUCUUGAGAAUAUGAAUGCUAUGUUACAUGACAAUUAUUUUGUAGCAUUUUGCGUCUGGGACUGAAAAUCAUGGCAUAUUCAUGGGUAUUAUUUUAUCUAUUGUGAAAUGGGUAUGCUUUUAAAAUCAAUGUUAUAUUCUGGUCCACUGAGGGCAGGUAUUAAAUAAAUUUUGAAUACGGGGGUGAAUAAUAUAGCUCUGCAUUUAGUUAUAGUGCUUUGCUUUGAUUAGUUUCGGAGGGUCUGUGUUUUUUUUUCUUAUUAAACUGACAGAAAUGCUCCAUUGCUGAUGAAAUAUAAAAUUAUUUUGUACAUUCUAUUAUAUUAAUAGAACAAUUAUUGUACCUGUUCUUUAAAAAAAAAAAAAUCUUACAGUGCAAAUAUAAAAUACAUGUUUUAAGGCUUGCUCUUGCCCCUUGGCACACAGGCAACAGAGUGUGUUUAGAUAAUUUAGAGGUAAUGUACAGUGGUGUUUUUUUUUUUGCAUGUUUGUCACACUUAAAUGUUUCAGAUCAAACAAAUUUAAAUAUUAGUCAAAGACGACACAAGUAAACACAAAAUGCACUUUUUCACACAGGGCCAUGUAGGUUUGGAUUUUUUUUUCUCCCUUAAUAAUAAAAACCUUCAUUUAAAAACUGCAUCUUGUGUUUACUUGUGUUGUCUUUGACUAAUAUUAAAAUUUGUCUGAUGAUCUGAAACAUUUAAGUGUAACAAACAAGCAAAAAAAUAAGAAAUCAGGAAGGGGGCAAACACUUUUUCACACCGCUGUAUGUCUUCCAUGCAGCACUGCUGAAAAGAGUACACAGAUUAUAUGAUCUGGGAUUAAGCCCUCAACCCACACACUUUUAUUACAUGCCUUUCCCAACCUACCUGGAUCUUGUGAAUAUAUUUUUUUUUUAAACAUGGCCCCAUUUUUGGCACUCCCUCAGGUGCCGGCCUUACGCUGGUCGUAUGUGGGCAGCUGCAUUGAAGUAAUGUACAAAACCUUCACCACUGCGCACAAGUACAAGUGUACAAGUAAAAUAUGGCACAGCAGCUCAGCAACUGUUAUUGCAACCAUACAUUUAAAGUCGGGAUAUACACUCAGUGAUCCCGUUAUUAGGCAUUUGUUCGUCUUUUUUAAACUUAAUUAUUGUCUGCAUACCACUGUUGCAGCGCAUGCUUAUUUGAGUUACUAUCACCUUACUGUCUGCUUGAGACAUUUUUCUCUGACCUCUCAAAAACGUGGUGUUUUAGCCCUCAGAACUGCCGCUCACUGGAUGAUUUUGUCUUUCCCACCAAUAAACUAUAGAGACUGCUGUGCACAAAAAGCCCAGGAGAUCAGAAGUUUCUGAGAUCCUCAAACCACAGUCAAGGUCACUUGGCUCACAGUCCUUCCCCAUGCUGGUGUUUGGUCCAAACAACAACUGAACCUCUUGACCAUGUCUGCAUGCUUUUAUGCAUGGAGUUGCUCCCUCAUGAUUGGCUAAUUAAUUUGCCUGAUUAAAUGUUGCAUUAUUGAGCUGGUCUACAGGUCUACCUGAGUGGCCACUGAGUGUAUGUGCUGUAACAUGUAGUGUGGUUGACUUGAGCCUUUUGGUGACAUCGUUUCCGGCAUUGUGCCUCCUCAUGGCAAUCUUACUCUAAGAUCUGAUAACUCCUGUGAAUCUGUAAAGGCAUUCCAUAAAGCUUAUGCUUGCCCUUUUCCAAGUUCUGCAAUGGGUGCUACAAAUUGGAUGUGAUCAUUACAGGGACUGUGAGAAGUAAAAUGCUGCUCGGCCCAUAACUGAGA